Girardinichthys multiradiatus is the source of this 1886-nucleotide messenger RNA. RefSeq names its product retinal outer segment membrane protein 1a (gene rom1a). The coding region runs from base 219 to 1259 and encodes 346 amino acids. Gene Ontology annotation, biological process: visual perception. The record is from RefSeq and is a predicted model, not a curated record. The transcript is spliced from 5 exons. Gene Ontology annotation, cellular component: membrane. NCBI's taxonomy places the organism in Eukaryota, Metazoa, Chordata, Actinopteri, Cyprinodontiformes, Goodeidae.
CAUUAGUGGUAAGACGCUCCCAGCAUCCAGGUUUGCCAAAUCCAGUGUGCCAAAUCCAGUGUGGCACACAGGAAGGCGUCCGGUGGUCAGUGGAGAACUGGACAUUUUCAGGACGUUUUGUGGAGACUAAUAAGACAACACACAGCAUCGUCUCUUGUUGACUCGUCACUCUCCUUCCCCUCUUCCCCCAGUAAGACUCGGAUUCCCACGUUGCAACAAUGGUGGUCAUGAAGAUGAAGUUCCCCUUCCAAAAACGAGUGAAGCUGGCCCAGGGACUGUGGCUCCUCUCCUGGUGUGCCACGGUCGCCGGGGCCACGACCUUCACCCUGGGGUGCCUCCUAAAAACGGAGCUCCGCAGGAGAGCAGAGGUAAUGGAUAACACAGACAUACAUAUUGUGCCCAACACCCUCAUGAUCGUUGGCCUGGCUUCCUUGGGCAUCAACUACUUUGCAUCAAAGAUCUGUCAGGAUGCCUUGGACGCAGGGCGAUUCCCUCGCUGGAAGAACUUCCUGAAGCCCUACUUCGCUGUCUCUUGCUUCUUCACCGUGCUCAUGCUGCUAGCCGUCAUCAUGAGCUACGCGAUGAAGGGCAGUCUGGAGUCCUCUCUGAAGCUUGGCCUGAGGAACGGCAUCCGCUUCUACAAGGACACGGACACCCCCGGACGCUGCUUCCAGAAGCAGAACAUCGACCGCCUGCAGAUGGAGUUCCAGUGCUGUGGAAAUAAUGAUUUCAGAGACUGGUUUGAGGUCCAGUGGAUCAGCAACCGCUACCUUGAUUUCAGCUCCAAGGAAGUGAAAGAUCGCAUCAAGAGCAAUGUAGACGGACGUUACCUGGUGGAUGGAGUCCCAUUCAGUUGCUGUAACCCCAGGUCUCCACGACCAUGCAUCCAGUAUCGCCUGACCAACAACUCAGCUCACUACAACUACGACUACCAAACUGAGGAGCUCAACAUCUACCUUAGAGGCUGCAGAGAGGCCCUGGUCAACUACUACAUGGGGUUGAUGAACACCAUUGGGGCUGGAGUGUUGUCAGUCUUCCUCCUACAGGCCUCUGUGUUGGUGAGCUUGCGCUUCUUGCAGACUGCCAUGGAAGCAGUUGCAGGGAAGGAGAACACAGAGAUCGAGACAGAAGGGUACUUGCUGGAGAAUGGAGUGAAGGAAACCAUGAUGGAGUACCUGAACCCCGUGCUCACGUUCCUCUUGCUUAAAAACCAGGUGCAGGAAGGCGAAGAGACAACCCCUGGCCCUGCAUCCACCUAAACCGCACACCAUAUAAACACAUGUAAAUAAUUUUUACAGAGAUAUGUGAUAAUUUAUUUCAAUUUAAAAAAGAGGCAUUUAAAUAACAAAUUUCUAUGAAUUUCACAACAUUAGACAUAGUAUUUUUUUAUUGUCAGUUGACGAUGCCAGUUGUGAUUAUUCAGAAUGGUUUUCCAAUUAAAAUUCCACCUUGGGAUUUUUAUUACAAAUAAAGGAAGGACAAAAGUUACAAUAAACAGAACAUUUAAAGAAUUUUCUGGAAAUAACAUUCUCAAAUUAAAGUACCACUUUAAAACUUCUUCCUAUUUUUCCUGUUACUAACUAUACAUUAAUGGUAAUCUAUUAUUGUUGUACUGUAUGCGGUUAUUUCUUUCGAAAGUGAUCUGCACUACUAUUUGCGUUCAUACAACCCUUGUUUCUUGUCAAAAGCAAUAAAGCAGGCACACUUCAACCAGUGAUAAAGCAGUAUUUGAUGAGGCAGUGUACACAUAUGAUAUUUGGUCUUAUGAAAACAAAGAUGUAAAGCUGACUGUAGAGAGACAUGAGGCACAAUGCUCCGCUGCGUAACAGGACUAUGACAUAAUUUAACAGAUGACUUAUUAAAGUUUGAAGUUACUAAAUGCCUUA